GUGAAAUUUCACUCCGAGUCAGACGUGGCACGAGAAAGAGCUGGACGUUAGAAAGUUUUAGUUAACUGUCAUUAACAAAAACAUAUACAAUGAGUGCUGCUGGAAACCUUGUAACUGUGCUUCGCAAGCUUUACGAUGAGUAUAAUGACAAAACUCCACAAAAACUUAAAAUUGUAGACGCAUUCUUACUUUAUGUGAUGCUGACUGGAAUAUUUCAAUUCCUGUAUUGUUGUCUUGUUGGUACUUUUCCAUUCAAUUCCUUUUUAUCCGGAUUUAUAUCAUGUGUUGGUACAUUUGUUCUUGGAGUUUGCUUGCGUGUUCAAUCCAAUCCUCGUAAUAGAAUGGAAUUCAAAGGCAUAUCACCCGAAAGAGCUUUCGCAGAUUUCAUCUUUGCUAACGUCAUUUUACAUUUGGUAGUGAUGAAUUUCAUCGGUUAAGAGGGAGCGUAAAAAUUAUUUUGGAUGCAUUGUACUUUUGAUGUCUUGUGAAGUAAAAAUAGAUGUUUUUUAAUGAUGAUAA
Molecule: messenger RNA, 519 nt
Organism: Hydractinia symbiolongicarpus
Lineage: Eukaryota; Metazoa; Cnidaria; Hydrozoa; Anthoathecata; Hydractiniidae
Product: dolichyl-diphosphooligosaccharide--protein glycosyltransferase subunit DAD1-like
Exons: 2
Coding region: 90-437 (115 amino acids)
Biological process (GO): protein N-linked glycosylation
Cellular component (GO): membrane; oligosaccharyltransferase complex
Source: RefSeq, a predicted model, not a curated record